AGUGAUGCUACCGAGAGGCGCAUCUGCCCACUGAUGAUAAACAAAUCUGCGCCAUUCGAGCGUUCUUUAUUAUUUUGGUUUAAUUUGCGCAAAUAUAGCAAGCGUUACUGAUGUAUUUACCGGGAAACGGGGGUUUUAAAAGCAUGAGAUGUUAAAGAAGAUACCGACGGGGAAGGUGGCUUAAUCAGUGGCGGCUGCGCCCAUGGCGGGUCCCGCAUUCACGGGAGCGCACGGGACCUGGAUCACCGCUCGGCUACGGGAGAACGCGUCCUCUUCUUCAUCGUCACUAUCAUUGGUAUCGCCCGCGCCUGCGGAGAAACCGCGCAAACGGAGAGCGUUUAAUCUGGUUAAACUGCGGCAACCGGCCGCCCCCGGUAACAACAACACGCCGUUUGUGAUCUCCGGUCAUAUCAAGCACAUCUGCAGUAACUGCAGCCGCGGGAAUGAGAUCCGGGACGUAGAGGGCGCUGAGCGUCUGGCGGCGAUGCGCUCGGAUUCUCUGGUGCCCGGGACACACACACCACCAAUCCGCCGGCGCAGCAAACUGGCCAGUCUAGGACGACUCUUUAAACCAUGGAAGUGGAGAAAGAAAAAGAGUGACUCGUUCAAACAGACAUCUGCCGUUCUGGAGAGGAAGAUGUCGACACGUCAGAGCAGAGAAGAGCUCAUCAAGAGAGGAGUGUUGAAGGAAGUGUAUGAGACAGAUGAGGUGAGUGUUGACAGCGGUCAUGUGUGUGUGAGUGAUUUGGACAGACAGACGGUCAUCAGUCCAAUAUCAGAAUCUACAGACACCAGCGUCACCGUUACAGUUUCUUUCUCAGAGGUCCAGUCGUCUGGAGAAACAGUGACAUGUCUCACUGAUCUCGUCUCAAAGCCAUCUCAAGCCCCGCCCUCUGUCAAACCUGUGCCGUUGCCAAGCGACAAUGCUGACAUCACGCACAUGAGGCCAUCAGUGUUAAAACAGCCUCCUGCCUUACCGCCGAAGCCAUACAGCAGAAUACCUAACCACCUGACAGAAACACUUGCUAAACUGUCUCCACCUCUCCCUCCAAAGAAAGUGAUGAUUUGUGAACCGGCAUCUUCGUUUCCUCUGAAAUGUCUGCCAUCACUGGCCACACACAUGCACACACACACUCUCACUUACUCUCACCCGCAGCAGUACUCUACAAUACCCCUCUCUAUACAUCCGCCCAGCCGCAUCAUAGAAGAACUCAAUAAAACACUCGCGCUCACCAUGCAGAGACUAGAGAGUUCUGUACUGCAGGCGGUUCCGGCGGUCCUCAUGGAGACUGAAGAAGAGAAAGAAAACAGAGACUCACCAGUCAACACAUACGAGGAAGACGAGGAAGAGGAAGAUGAUGAUGACUCGUUGUUUACAAGUACACUGGCUCUACGGAUCUUACGGAAAGAUUCGCUGGCGAUCAAAUUGAAUAAUCGUCCGUCAAAGAGAGAACUAGAGGAUAAAAACAUUCUGCCCAUGAUGAGCGACCAAGAGAGACUCGAGUCCAGACAACAGAUCGGCACCAAACUCACUCGUCGACUCAGCCAGCGACCAUCAGCAGAAGAACUAGAACAGAGAAACAUCCUCAAACCUCGGAAUGAACAGGACGAGUUAGAAGAGAAAAAAGAAUUAAAGAAAAGACUCUCAAGGAAGUUGAGUCAGAGGCCGACUGUAGAGGAGCUCAGAAAGGCAAAGAUUCUCAUCCGCUUCAGUGAUUAUGUAGAAGUUGCAGAAGCUCAAGAUUACGACCGUCGAGCGGACAAACCCUGGACACGACUCACUGCUGCGGACAAGGCUGCCAUACGUAAAGAACUCAAUGAGUUUAAGAGCUCAGAGAUGGAGGUACACGAGUCGAGUCGACAUCUAACCAGGUUUCAUCGACCGUAGAGGUGGACUACAGCCCAUGAUGGAACCAGUGAACACUCUUUAAGGAGCUGUUAAACUUUAAUCAGACUUUGGUGACUCUUAAGGCGAGACAGGAAUCACCACGUAGGAAAGACUGCCGAUCGGAUACAGCUCAGAGCAUCCGAUCCCGAGUUCAUCCUCCAAGAGUAUCGCCCUGCGUGCACUGACCAAUUCACAGCGGAAAGAUUUUAGGAUUGUUGUCAGUGGGGCCAUUGUGUGUGUGUGUGUGAGAGAGAAAGAGAGCUUUUUGUGUGUGGAAAUAUGUGUAUAUUCUGAACAAUAACGUUUAAAAAUCUGAAAUAUAUGUGCUUAUUUCCAUUCAUUUUUAUUUUACUGGAUGACAGUUUUUAAUUCAGCAGAUAGCGUGGUGGAUUUUCUAAAUAAUUCCACUUUCCGGAAACACAACAGAAAUGACUUUUAUACAGAAAACGUCUUUAACUCUUAAAACGCCUUUAACCGGCUAGCUUUCAUGACAUGCCCACAGUGGAGGAGGUCUUGACGGACAUGUGCUACAUUUGAGUGACAGGACAAAGCAAUAAUGUGUUAAAGCCUUGAUAUGCGUCCUGUUUUCGAACAAGAUCGCUUUCAUUUUUUUUUUUUCUCAGUGUGUUCUCAGAGCUGCAGUUAAACUCCCUACAUUUUAAUAAACAAGUGCUUGGCUGAAGUUUGCCAAGUAUGGUGUGGGGCGCAUUAUUUGGAGCAGGGGCGUAGCAGUCAUUUUAAAAGUGGGGGGGACACAGCUGUCGGUCGGUGGCUCAGACCCAACACUUACAGUGCAGUAUUAAUAUAUUACAGUAUAUAUUAAUGUACAAGCACGAUAUAAGUAUUAUAUUCAUAUAUGCAUAUUAUAUACUUUUAAUAUUUGAAGUAUUUUAAAGAUUCAAGUAUUGCAAAAAUAAAGGGCAUCCUGCUUCUGUUUCACACAUGACAAUAAAAGACUGAGCACAAGCUGGUCCUGAAUAAAUUAUUUAAUCAAUUAAAUAAUGCCAAAUGUGCAUGUGCACAGUUUUAUUUUUUACUCUGUGCAUUGUGGGGUUUUAAAUGUAUCCAAGUGGCUCGAGUGUUUUGACUACGUUCACCAACAUUCGUUCAGAUCCAUUUAAAGAUUCAGUGACCAUUUCUGCUGAUGCCAGAAGGUGACAAAUGAGCGUCUUGUGUGAAAUGAGUUAAUCACUGAAUCAAUGAUCAAAAGAACAUUUUAAUCCUUUAAAAUGUGUAUGUCUACAGACCUAUAAAGAGAAAUUUCCCUACAGUUUCUGAGCAUUUAACAAAAGACAACAAUAAUAGUCUUAUAAUAAUUAUAAUUAUAAUGAGUUUCAAUAACGUGCGGACAUUUUCAUGUAUAAAAAAGUGUGUGUGCAUAUCGAAUGACUUCAUUAAAAUGCAUAAGUGUUAUAAGAACAGCAGAUCGAUCUUAUUUCUUGCAGUUUGUCGACUGCACACCAACACAGAGGUAAAAAACAGGAGCUGAUAUUAAAAAUAGCUUUACAUAUUUAACACAGAUCUAGUAAUCUGCUUAAAUUGGUAAAAACAACCGUUCAAACUAUUACCUCAUAAACAUAAUGUAAAAAUCAUAACUUAAUGAAGACUCAUGUGCUGAUAUAAACUCUU
Molecule: messenger RNA, 3517 nt
Organism: Myxocyprinus asiaticus (Chinese sucker)
Lineage: Eukaryota; Metazoa; Chordata; Actinopteri; Cypriniformes; Catostomidae
Product: phosphatase and actin regulator 1-like
Exons: 13
Coding region: 203-1888 (561 amino acids)
Biological process (GO): stress fiber assembly; cell motility
Molecular function (GO): actin binding
Source: RefSeq, a predicted model, not a curated record